CUUUUCAAACCUGCUAAAAUGGGUGCGAAAAAGUGUCAUUAUGCCAUGUUUGCGAUAACGGUGGUCAUAAUAAUAGCCUGCCUGAUCCUGAUCACGAUAUUCGCCGGCUGGGAGCACGAGGUGGUCAAGUUCAAGACCAUGCUGGUCAGCAUGGUGAUAGUGCUGAUGUUCCAGUACCUCCUGGGGGACCCGCUCAAGUUCGUGGUCCUGUCCAUAGACAGGACCUUCUGGCCGCCGAAGGUCUACGUGCCGCCGAUGAGCGACAAGGAGCACAAGCACGAUCGCAGGGACUUCGUGAAGCAGCGCCUGGGCAGGCAGAAGUCCAACCUGAUGCUGUCCUCGCAGUACAGGAACUGGAAGCUCAACGAGCAGUACAAGAUGAUUGCCCACGACCUGCUCACCUACGGCCAGUACUUCCUCUGCCUGACCGUCAUGGUCCUGGUGACGCGCGACGAGACGCUCUACCACAACACCAGGAUCAUCAAGGACCUGUUCAUGAACAACCACACGGACUACACGGGCCUCAGGGAGGUGUACUUCCUGAACCAGCUGUACGACUUCAUUGAGUCCACGCUGGUGGUAGCCUUCAACUCGAACACGAGCACUGGAACCGGAGCCCCCGGCUGGGUUCACGCGGAGCAAACGGUCCUCCUGGGCGUGAUUCGACUGCGCCAGCUGCGCCUGAGCACUCCGGAAAUGGGUCUCAAUAAGCCGCAGUUCUCCGAGCUGUACUACAUGCCCGACUGGCAGCUGCCGUACCGCCGACUGCACUACGCCGAAAAGUAUUGGCGCAUCUACGAGCCCUGGAUCCCGAUAACGGUCAGCUUCGAGUUCCUCGACGCCCUGAUCAUGAACUUCGACCACGUGGGCUACCUCAAUAGCUAUCCGGAGCUGUUGGGCUACGUCAGUCUGCUGGCCCGCAGCACGGCGAACAGCAUGAAGGUUUUAGACUACCUCAACGAGUACCAUUGGCUCACGCUGAACACCUCGGCGGUGUUCAUCGACUUCACGCUUUACAAUGCGGACGUGAAUCUGUUCAGCAUCUGCACGCUGCGGGUGGAGAAGACCCCCUUCGGCGGCCUGGUGCCGGAGGUCCAGGUGGACAGCGCCAAGCUGCUGGACAACGUGGACCAGAUGCCCUACUCGGGCCUGCUGGCCCUGCUCAUCUACGUGGUGGUCUUCAUCCAGUUCUCUCAGACGCUGGCCGUCCGCCUCUGGUACGAGCCGCGCCUGCUGAAGAGCAUUUGGAACCGGCUGGAUCUGUGCAUCUUCCUGAUCAACGUGAUGGUCGUGGUGAUGGUGGUGCUGCGCGAGGCGCUGGUGGCCAACAUGAUGAAGAAGGUCGAGGGGGCGAGCAAGAUGGAGUUCAUUGACUUCCGGCGCCCGGCGCGACUGCAUCAGUUGACCACGAUCACGAUUGGAUUCCUGAUCUGCAUAACCACGCUGCGUCUGUGGCGGGUCAUGCAGUUCUCCAGCGUCUUCGAGCUCUUCACCCGAACGCUCUACUUGGCCUGGGCCGCGGUGGUCAGCACGGCCAUUGCCAUCAUCAUAUUCCUCAUGGGCUUCUGCUUCGCCGCCGUGACCAUAAACGGCAACAACAGCGUUAACUUCAACAACUUCCUCAAAAGCAUGGUGAUGUGCAUGUGCUUCACCUUCGGCUUCAGUGCCCAGGUGAAGCCCACGGAUCUCUUCCACGGCGGUCGCUGGCUGGGCAUGGUGCUGUACGGCGUCCUGGCCUUCGUCAUCAUCGUGCUGCUGAUCAAUGUCUUUGUCUCCCUGAUCAACGACUACUUCACCGUGGCCAAGACGGUGAGGGACUCGCAGAAGGACCAUCGCAUCAACUUCUUUGACUUUCUGCGCGUCGAGUUCUCUGGCUUCUUCCGCUGCUUCCAGAAUUUACCCUGCUGGCGGCGACACUAUGUCCGCAAUAAUCGCACGGUGGCCCAGAAUGUCAACCGGAAGCUGAACGAAAUGGAUGCGAGGCGGGAGAUGAGGCAGCGCCAGCGACGUGGCUACCAGGUGAUCCAUCGGCAGUCGGAUGCCGAUGCCCAGUUGGCGUACAAGGAUCGCGGCGAGAGAAUAAUCAACGUGGGCAACAUCCUGAACACUCAGCUAACGCUGCUCAGCAUGCUCCUUUUUGACGAAGAUGAAGUGGAGGAGCAAGUGCAGCCGGAGCAGCAGGACGCUGAAGCGAAUGCAGCUGGAGAUGGAGGCGCAGAUGGAGCCACAGAGCCGCAGAAAAAGAAGAACCAGGAUGAGGCUGAUGCUUAAAAGAUGGAAAAUGUUAACAGAGUUUUAAUAUUUGUGCUCGUAUCGUUGGAAAAAUAAAGCGUACCAGAAAAAGUAGUA
Molecule: messenger RNA, 2349 nt
Organism: Drosophila takahashii
Lineage: Eukaryota; Metazoa; Arthropoda; Insecta; Diptera; Drosophilidae
Gene: brv3
Product: brivido-3
Biological process (GO): detection of mechanical stimulus
Cellular component (GO): membrane
Molecular function (GO): calcium ion binding; calcium channel activity
Source: RefSeq, a predicted model, not a curated record